Messenger RNA from Delphinapterus leucas (beluga whale), 1879 nucleotides. RefSeq names its product P2Y receptor family member 8 (gene P2RY8). Gene Ontology annotation, cellular component: plasma membrane. Gene Ontology annotation, biological process: phospholipase C-activating G protein-coupled receptor signaling pathway; positive regulation of Rho protein signal transduction. Gene Ontology annotation, molecular function: G protein-coupled receptor activity. NCBI's taxonomy places the organism in Eukaryota, Metazoa, Chordata, Mammalia, Artiodactyla, Monodontidae. The record is from RefSeq and is a predicted model, not a curated record.
GUCCAAAUACAGUCACAUCCUGAGGUCCUGGUGGUCAGGAUGCCAAGAUACAAAUUUUUGGGAGGAAUACAAUUUAGUCCAUGGCAGGGGGAACCUCAGAGACUAUAUCCCACUGCUUGACAACAAGGAGCCCUCUUAUCCCAGUGUAAUGAGUAGGCUUUUAAACAGUUAAUAUUAGCAGUUUUUGAAAAAUAAACUAAUAUUAAGUAUAUUCAAAGGAAGCCACACUUCAGCUCAUCACAGUCUCUCAUCAUAAACUAACAGCUCUUAGGAAGUGAUUCCUGAAUAUAUUUGGGUGAGACUUUUUUUAAAACUUGUUUUUCUAAAAAGACAUAUUAUAAAAAUAUGUAAAAUCCACUCUAGUGACCCAUUCCACCGCCACCCCCAGGGACCCCACUGUGAAAAAGAGGAACCUUUUCCAUCCACUGCGGCUCUGCCCUCGGGCUCCGAGUUUCGUAACCUUUGUGCACUUAAUUACAUCUGCAGAUGACAAGUUACCGUUAGAGGCAGUCUGCUGCGUCCCUGGAGGGUUGGGGACUGUGUCUGUUGCAGGGCUGGUUGGGGGACAGACAGUAGGGUCACCAACAGAGUGGGGAGCUGUCUUGUUCCUGUGUGGACCUUUCUCCGAAGGGGCAACCUCCUGUGCCCCGGAGUGAGGGUCCCCAGCACCCGGCUCAAACAAGCUGCAAGGGGCCUGCUCACCCAAGACCGCCACCCUCCCGGCAGCCACCAUCGGCCCCCAACCCCCGGCUCCAGGAUGGACAUGAACGUGACGCGUCCGGACAACGCCACCCUCCUGAUGCUGCGGGACCCGGCCAUCGCGGUGGUCCUGCCGGUGGUAUACUCGCUGGUGGCACUGAUAAGUAUCCCUGGCAACUUGUUCUCCCUGUGGGUGCUGUGCCGCCACAUCGGACCCAAGACACCCUCGGUCAUCUUCAUGAUCAACCUGAGCGUCACGGACCUGAUGCUGGCCUGCGUGCUGCCCUUCCAGAUCUACUACCACUGCAACGGCAACCACUGGGUGUUCGGCGAGCUGCUGUGCAACGUGGUGACCGUGGCCUUCUACGCGAACAUGUAUUCCUCCAUCCUCACCAUGACCUGCAUCAGCGUGGACCGCUUCCUGGGCGUCGUGUACCCGCUGGCCUCCGCCCGCUGGCGCUGCCGCCGCUACGCCGUGGCUGCCUGCGCCGGCACGUGGCUCCUCCUUCUGGCCGCCCUGUCGCCGCUGGCCCGCACGGACCUCACCUACGCCGUGGAGGUGCUGGGCAUCGUCACGUGCUUCGACGUGCUCAAGUCCAGCAUGCUGCCCAGCGUGGCCAUGUGGGCGGUGUUCCUCCUCACCCUGUUCGUCGUGCUCUUCCUCGUUCCCUUCGUGGUCACCGUGGCCUGCUACACGGCCACCAUCCUCACGCUGCUGCGCUCGGCCGACCGCCACGGGGAGGCCCGGAGGUCCCGCGCCGUGUGCCUGGCGGCCGUGGUGCUUCUGGCCUUCGUCACCUGCUUCGCGCCCAACAACUUCGUGCUGCUGGUGCACGUGGUCAGUCGGCUGUUCUUCGGCCGCAGCUACUACCACGUGUACAAGCUCACGCUCUGCCUCAGCUGCCUCAACAACUGCCUGGACCCCUUCGUCUACUACUUCGCGUCCCGCGAGUUCCAGCUCCACAUGCGGCACUACUUGGGCUACAGGCCCCUGCCCACCGGCAGCCCCGAGGGGCACCUCGAGAGCCUCGUCUCUGGACGCACGCUGUCCGUGCGCUCCGUGGAGGGGCUGGACGCCGCCGGCCGGCCCAGCGUCAAGCGGCAGGAGAGCGUCUUCUGAGCCGGGCGCCCCUCGGGGGCGGGGGCGGGGGCGGGGCAGCCGGGAGAGGGCGGUGCGGUC